UAAGCUGCCGAGCCUCUGCCUCAUUCCAUCUUCAGCCAUUAUAACCAUGUUGGGGGCUGUGGGACGCUGCUGCACCGGGGCUUUGCAAGCUCUCAAGCCCGGGGUGACCUCCCUGAAGGCUCUCAACGGAGCUCCAGCGGCACUGGUUUCUCGCAGGGAUUAUGCCGCUCCUGCCGCAGCUGCUGCCGUCGCCAGCGGGCGAAUCGUCGCGGUCAUCGGCGCCGUUGUGGACGUCCAGUUCGACGAGGAUCUGCCCCCUAUUCUCAAUGCCCUGGAAGUGGCCGGCCGUGACACUAGGCUAGUCCUCGAGGUGGCUCAGCAUCUGGGUGAGAACACUGUCCGCACCAUCGCUAUGGACGGUACUGAGGGACUGGUGCGCGGUCAGAAGGUUCUUGACACCGGUGCCCCCAUCAGAAUCCCUGUGGGACCUGAGACGCUUGGCAGGAUCAUGAAUGUCAUCGGUGAGCCCAUUGACGAGAGAGGACUAAUUACCACAAAACAGACUGCCCCCAUCCAUGCGGAGGCCCCAGAAUUCACAGACAUGAGUGUCGAGCAGGAGAUUCUGGUCACUGGAAUCAAGGUCGUAGACCUGCUGGCACCUUAUGCCAAGGGUGGCAAGAUCGAAUUCUGA
Sinocyclocheilus grahami is the source of this 631-nucleotide messenger RNA. Its product is annotated as ATP synthase subunit beta, mitochondrial-like. Gene Ontology annotation, biological process: proton motive force-driven mitochondrial ATP synthesis; proton transmembrane transport. The coding region runs from base 47 to 631 and encodes 194 amino acids. NCBI's taxonomy places the organism in Eukaryota, Metazoa, Chordata, Actinopteri, Cypriniformes, Cyprinidae. The transcript has 5 exons. Gene Ontology annotation, cellular component: proton-transporting ATP synthase complex. The record is from RefSeq and is a predicted model, not a curated record. Gene Ontology annotation, molecular function: proton-transporting ATP synthase activity, rotational mechanism.